AUGGCCAACGAUAACGCCAAUGAUAUCAAUGUCGGCGUUGCGCUCAGUACUGCUCUACUUCUUCCAAGCGAUCUAGAGCGAAACGCCGAGUUCACCAUUCAGCAUGCUCAUUCCUUCUCAAUUCAGUCUUUUGAGAACCGGGAGAAGUUGGCCGAGAUGAAAAGGGAGUUCUCUUCUCUUCAAAAGACCAAUAAAGGCUUACAGUCAAAAAUGAAGAAGUUGGAAGACCAGGCCGAGGCCGCCAUUAAGGCCCAAACCGAUGCUGAAGAAAAAGCCGAAUUUGCUGAGGCCAUUAGGAGGGUCUCUGAGGCCCAAAAAAGAGAGGCCGAGAAAAAGAUGGAGCAGGCCCAAAAAGAGCUUCAAGAGGCCUUGGCCACGAAAGAAGCCGAAAUCAAGGAUGCCGAUAAGAAGGUAUAUGCUCAAGUCCCAACUCCAACUCUUGCUCAAUCUGGUAGUGAUUCUGAAUCUGAGGAGGAGAUUUCGGUGAGGAAGCCAAAAGAUGUUGCUGGGGUCAAGGCCCCUUCUCAAAAUGAGCAAGUCCCAGACUUGACUCAAGAUAAGGAAGGUGAUGAGAUUCCUGAAGACGCUGCUCCUGAGAAGGCAUCAACCGACGUCACCAUUGCUAAUAAGAGCCUUGACGAAACCUUGCAAGAGAUUGAUAUUGAGCUUGCAGCAGAGAAAGCGGCCGAGGUGACUCCUUAA
Camellia sinensis is the source of this 702-nucleotide messenger RNA. The record is from RefSeq and is a predicted model, not a curated record. Lineage: Eukaryota; Viridiplantae; Streptophyta; Magnoliopsida; Ericales; Theaceae.